This is a messenger RNA of Linum tenue, 1148 nucleotides long. Lineage: Eukaryota; Viridiplantae; Streptophyta; Magnoliopsida; Malpighiales; Linaceae. The record is from the annotation of a GenBank genome assembly.
AGUUUCCACACCCGCUUCGCGUUCAUUCUGCAGCCCGCCGUUCUACUUACUCUCUCGGCCGGCGCCACUUCCUUUAGCUCUUUUCAUCGCCACACGCGUCUUAGUCUCCAGAAUUUGCUCUCCGUCGCCUUCUCUGGCCGUAACUCUAGUACUGCAAUUCUCUCUUCCAGCUGCUAAGACACGCUCGAUCUAAGGAGGAAUAAGAUAAUAAUAAAAGACCUGACGAUGAACAGUAACGGUUCGCCGGCGCACUCCUCAGUCUCCACUACGGCCGUCGUUGGCGGCGGCGGGAGCAGUAGCAGCGCUUUGGAAGAUUUCCACUUCCCAUCUGAUCUCAUCUCCAUUCAGGAUCGCAAAGACGAGGCAAUGCUUGCUCUGAAAGCUGAUUUAGCAGCUUCACUUAACAAGGUGGUUAGCUCAUUGGAUGAAGAUAACUGGAAAUUUGAAGGACCUCGUUCGCGUAUAAACCUUGUAUCUAGACCAGGUUCGACUCUUCCAUUCCACUUUGCCUUCUAUUGAUUGAUUGCUUACUCAUUGUGUGAUUUAGGCGGAGGGGAUAUUAGUGAUGUCGUAUUGGCAGCAAGACAUUUAGGGUUAGGAAUAGGCUGGCUGUUCAGUUGAUCUUAAAAUGGACACUCGUUUUGCGUUAUGAAAAGUUACGGGAAUUCCAGGUGGGUUUCUGAACAAGAAGAUCGAAGCAACGAAGAAGUAGGAACUUCUGGGCUGGGAGAGUGACUCGGAAAGUCUACCCAGAAAGGUGGCUUUCUGGGGGGAACUUUUAUACCUCUUCUGUUAGCAUUCGAUUGCAUCUCAGAUAUGCCGUUUUCUAAUAAAUGAACAUUACAGCAUGAGAUGCUUGGCUUGCUUCUGGUUGAAGGGAUUAUGCGACGUGUGCCUUGUACUCAAAUCACCCGAUUAUAUGUUUAUGGAUAUGGUUGAACUUGUCUCAAACACAUUAUAGGUGCUGCUGCCAUGGUUAUAUAUGAUGCGACCAACUCACACCAUUAUUAUGUUCAGUGUCAUUUGGCCUUUGAUAAACGGCUGCAAAGUUCUUCACUUGUAAAAACAAAUAAUCAGCAAGUUGAAAGCAAAUUCUUUAGUUCAAAUCUUUCGAGUAAAAAAGAAAGUAGGUUUCCGGAUUAUUCAGA